Striga asiatica is the source of this 534-nucleotide messenger RNA. NCBI's taxonomy places the organism in Eukaryota, Viridiplantae, Streptophyta, Magnoliopsida, Lamiales, Orobanchaceae. The record is from the annotation of a GenBank genome assembly.
UCAUGGUGGGUGGAGUCUCGUCGUCUACCUGGCGGCAUUGCGAUUGGCGUUCGAUGCUUCCUCGAGAGAGGAUUGUGUCCUCGACAACCCUGUGUGGUGGUUGGGACAAAGUUCGAGGAGUCGGUCGGCGGGUUCGGGGCUUGGGCUGUGUAUCCCCAUCGCCGCCACGCAGGAAUCCGGGUCGUCCAGCAAACCGCUCAGAAACAGAACAAUCUCGUACCACCACCACUCGAGGCAGGACUGAACCACGCUCGGGAGUGCAAGUCCGAGCAGCGGGCCCCACCCCCGGAAAAUCGACCCGCCACCGCCGCCUCCCCCCCACGGCUUUAUAGCAGACUUGGAGAAGAACAAAUACACGAAAAGCCCGAUAUUCAUGUUGACCGAGUAAACAACCGAAGCCAGAGCAAUCCCAUUAACCCGCAAAUUCAUGUAGUUGACGAGAAAAUACGUGAUCGGAAGAUGCAGAGAGGAAACGCAGGCGGCAACAAUGGUGUUGGGCUUGUUGAGUCCUUGGGUUCUGAGGAAAGUUCGUAA